Daphnia pulex (common water flea) is the source of this 1684-nucleotide messenger RNA. RefSeq lists its product as uncharacterized. Bases 888 to 1640 code for a protein of 250 amino acids. NCBI's taxonomy places the organism in Eukaryota, Metazoa, Arthropoda, Branchiopoda, Diplostraca, Daphniidae. The transcript has 4 exons. The record is from RefSeq and is a predicted model, not a curated record.
UCUAGGGCGGAGCUUGUCAGAAGUUGUGAAGUGGUAAAAAUGAGACAGCGCCAUCUAGUGAUAAGACGUUGACUUUCAAAUAAUACUUUCGGCGGCCAUUUUCGUGUAUUACGUGAAAGAAGCCUAACCAUAAUUUCUGUAAAAAUGGUUGGCAGGUGUGCUGUUCCUGGUUGUAAAUCAACAUAUUUCAAAGGAAAUAAAAAAGAAAACGAGGUUACCCUGUUUGCAAUUCCUAAAACUUCAUUAUCAAAAUGGCGAGAACUAAUUCCAUGUAGUAAUUUGACGAGCACCUCACAUAUUUGCUCCCGUCAUUUUAACGAAAGUGACUUUCAAACAGGGAUUGAAAUUUUGAACGUGUUCCAUCCUUUCAAACGUAGGAUUCUUAACGCUGGAGCAAUGCCCUGGAAACCAACAUUUUCUGUUAAAUGAUACAUCUAGUCAACAACUGCUGAUUACUUCAAAGAGCGAUUCAGUGGUGCUCGACAGCUACCACCAAAGCUGUCCAAUAUCAUUGCAUUAUUUCUUGCCAAAGCUGCAGCCAUCGUUCGAGAUCCUUCUCACCCAAUGUACCGUGCAAUCAAUAACUUUCUACUGGUAAAAUCGGCUAUGGAUGUGACCCAAGUUCCCGAAUUUUUCGUCAUGCUUCAUAACACUGAACUACCUGAACAGAGGUCGCUUCAAAGGAGUUUUUUACUCAGCCUUCUUCGAAAAGUCGUCAGGACUAUUUAGUGUGUGCUCGAAGAAGAGUCUUUCGAAUCCUUCUCUCCUUGCAGCCAUCCAAUCUAUUGUCUGACAAAACUGAUAAGCGGCUCAUACUUGAAGUCGUACAAUCUUCACUUCAGAAUUCAACCAUUACCUAUGACUUGAUUCAACAUCGUGGCCUUAUCAUGUGGCUUGACAGCCUCUUGCUGACCGACACCGUUGCAGAUGAAGCUAGUCAGAUGGUGUCGGUGGUGACGACAAUGUGUGACACGCUCUACACUCACAUGCUGAAGAAGAGAGAGUCGAAAGAAAAGGACGACGAAGAAGCUAUUGCAAAACUUGAACAGGAGGUCGAAAUGAUGGAAGCCGAAGACGAAGAUACCGCCGACAAAACCACUAACAAACCCAAGAUGCAGAAUGCUAAAAUCAGUAGCAGAAAACCUAUUUGGAAUUUACUUCCUAUGCAGCAACAAGUUAUUGCUCCCUGGAUCAUGUGUGAGCUAAUGCAGUUGAUGGUAAAAGUGUGGCAUGUACUCUAUGAAGCUGAGCCAAACUAUGCUACGUUUAACAAAUACGCCCGAGUAUUAUGCUCCGUCGCUUCACACAUUCACGAAUCCAAAAGCAUCAUUCAAGCAGCUCAGGAGAAGGAUUUGAAGACCGUCCGGUUUGUUACCCCUCCCUGCAUGCUGAAUGUUAAAUUGAUGCGACAGCUCGUUGAAGUCUCAUCCCGCUUUGUGAGUAAUCUUCCCGAUCUAAAGGAUCAUUUGGCAGUAGUUGAAAGUUCCAAAAAGAAAUCCUCGGCUUGCCCAACAGAACUUAGUCGAAACUGGGAACGAAGACAAAGGUAUAUGCGAGAACUUAUGGACCAAGAAGAGACAAAUGUUUCAACCAGAUAUAAUGUGCACAAAUUAUUGUCUUUAGCUGAAUGUGGUGUUUGAAAUAACAAUGACAAUUUUGUUUGCAUACAAGGAGAACCUCGUGA